AUGGGAUUUUUGAGUGGUGUGCUUGGUGCGGUGAAAAACACUCAGACAUACAAUGUGGGUAAAAAAAUAUUACAAAACUUGGUAAGUAAUGAAAUUACAAAAUAUUUGUGUUCAGGUCACGAUGGUUUCACUAAGCUUCUUCCCAUCCUGACUCAGGGGAUCGAGAGGUACAACAAGGAAGUGAGAGACUCGAAUGAGAAAGUUAAGAGGCCGAUUGAAGACUUGUUAAAUCAGGUGGGUGAUGCAUUUACGAACAAGGUAAAUGAUUUAUUGUCAGGUCCAAAUGAUCACGAAAAUGUCGACAAAGUCCAGGCGGCGGAGAAGCAGAUUAAGAACAUGUUUCGAGACGAGAUAAAAACAUUCAAUAACACGUUUAAUAACGCAUAUAAUUUCACUACUAAAAUUGAAAAAACAGACAUGAAAAUUGCAAUUCACUACUUAAAUUCCUCGUUGCAGCUUAGAGUGAAACACGGCGUCAGUAACGUGGCCCAUGAGAUUAAGCGGCUAGAGCAGGUGGCGGAUAAGGAGAGUAAGGCGCUUGAGGAGACAAAAGAGAAAAUAAGCGCUACACUUAGUACGUUGACGACAGGCGUAGAUUGUAAAAUUGAUGAGCAGAUUCAGGCGUUUGUUAGACGGGUCAAGGAGAAGGUUAACGUCAUCUUGGAGGAGCUAAACGCAAUUAAUAAGCAGCUAACUAGCCACGUAAAUGCGCUGUAUGAAUGGAUUGAGAAGGCCGACAAAACGUUGGAAAAGACUUUGAAGAAAGUGGAUGACAUUAUAAAGAUGGUUGAUAGGGAAGAUCCUACUAAAUACCCGAAACAAAUAGGUAUGGAGAUCGAGCAGGUUGCAAUACAGGUGAACAUGCUGCUGAGUGCGGGUAACGAAACGAUGGACAAGAUUAGAGGUUUGGUGCCGGAGGCGCAUAAACAAUUAAAGCUCCUUGAAGAUGCAGUGAUGUACGACUUGAAUGGCGUGCAAGAGCGACUGCUAACAGAAAUUGGUAAUUACGUUAAGGGUUACGUUGGAAAAAUUCAACAGGAGGUAAAGAAAAUUACGGACCCAUACACAGGACUGGAGGGUGUUAGGCAGCAUAUUGUAUAUGAGUAUACAGAGGCCUAUAAGAAUUUCGAUGGUGUGGUACAGCAGUGGAUCGUAGAAAUAUUGGAACAUAAUGUAUCUGUUAAAGACACGAUUUCCGAGUAUGUAAGAAUUGGCAACGUCAGGGGUAAAUUUAAUGAUGAAUGUAUAGAUACGGGGAAAAGAAUCAUCAAGCCGACAGCUUUUAAGCAAAUUGCAGAUGUGAUUAAGCAAAAGAUAAAAGAACUCGGAGUCGUAAUGGAGAAUGCCACCGUUGAUAUGGCUCAUAAAAACGAUAUUCAAGCGAACAUCACAGCUGUACACGAAUCUAUCUUCACCUUUACCAAGUUGCUUGAUCAGAAAUUUGAAACAAAAAAACCCACGUCCAGGACUAGAGAGAGUUUUGUCGCAGGCGUAGGCGCAGCGAUCGAACAUGCUGUAGUUGAUGGAGAUGUGAAAACGUUAUCUCAAAGUCACAUCACACCCGUCGUUACAGCCAUUUUAGAUGCGUUGUACACGAAAUCCAACCAGGCUCUCACUGAACUUUCAUCGUUAACCGGUGAGGAUAACGGCGACGAUAACAUAGGCAAGCACCUAGAUGCUGCACAAGGUGUAGCUGGAGAAAUAUUUGCGCAUCUCGGAACGGCAAUUGAGAGUGGAAGCCUCUCAACCUACAAAUCCGGCAAAACGAAAGCUGGUAUAUCAGACUACUACGUUGACAAGGACAUAUCUGAGGAGCUGGAGAAAGAGUUGCCGCAAGCACUGGAUGAGCGUGGAAGUGGUACAAAUAAAGUUAAGUUAACGAAGUUCACGUCGUCCUUCACCAAUGCAAGAAGAGAUGGCGCGGACAACACCAAGAAAAAAGCACUCGUGGACAAAAUCAACGAAAUCCAAACUAAGAUGGACGAAGCGCUUCAGCCAAUCGGCAAUUACAGCAUCUAUGCUGGAGACCAUCUACGGGAGAUUGGAAAUAAACUUAAUCGUCUAUGCGAGGAGAUACGGCAGGCAGCGGGAGAGGAUAACGCCGAAGGGGUAAGGAAGCGGUUGAAGGAGCUGAAGGAAAGGUAUUUCCUGAAAGCUGAUGAUUACUCAACAAAAGCUAAAGAAAGCAUUAGGAAAAUUCACUGUGACAUCAGCACUCUUCAAAGAAGCCUCGCGGACGGACCCAUUAACAAGAUCAGCGGUUUGGUUGCAUUCCUCACAAAAGCCGAAACAGACGUCGCCAAAGCGCUCAAAGAAGAGGUACACGGGGACAUCAAAAAUGCCGAAGACAAACUCACCACUUCUGCCCGCAAGCAGUAUGUUUGCGCUAUCAAAGAAUUGUUCACAUCGUUCGCUGAAAGGGUUAAGAAGGAUUUCCAAUCUCUGCCGAAUUCUCUAGAUCUUGAUUUGAAUGCGGGUCUCAAAGGGUUCAUGGGCAGAAUGGCAACUACAUUCAUUCCUAACGUUAAACCAAUUGAUGCUCUGCCCAACUCUGACUCUGUGUUAGCUACUCAGCGAGAAUCUGCCCUCAGUCAAGGCGCCGCAAUACUGAAUACAGCAGUUAACCUGUUUGUGCGUGCUCUGAGAGAACAAAAAGAAUUCAUGCCUGACUUAAAACUAAUCAAACCCGUGCACGACGCCUUGGACAACUUGCUUAGUGGCCUUGUAACUUCGCAGUGCUACGACCAUACAUUUAGCGAUAAUUUGAACGCGUUUAGACAUGCUUUCGAAGGAUUCAACCCAUCCAAAUUCGGUGAGCCUACGACUGUGCUCACUCAGGCACUCAAAGAGGGACUCAAUGGGCUGACCAAAGAGCUAGGUAAAGCCUAUGUGAAUCGGUACUCCGGACUGACGUACGAUGAGUCCGACGCAGCCAAAUAUGGCAAAGCGUUCCUGACGCUCCUUUGUAUCGUACACGAGGAUCUCGAUACAUUUAGUAGGCAGUGUAAGAGCAACGGCGCUUGGUAUGACAAGCAAUGCUGUGCGAAUGAGAAUCGCCAAGGCAAUCCAUUUGGGCAGUUCAUGGAGCGGUGUGGAUUUGACGUUGCAAGCAGUGAGACUUCGAAGGACGGUGAAUUAAAGCAUCCGUCUGUCAACUUUACGGGUAAACACAUCUACAAGAAACUACUUGAGAAGCAAUUCACAGACGCGGAGCGGAUUAAACAUCUCCAAAGUUGUGAGUCAAAUGAACACAAGAAACGUAAUAACUUCGAUCUGCUUGAUAUUACUCAGUGCCUGUUUCACCAUGCAGAGAAGUACAACGAGCUGUGUCACAUACCCACUGCGUCAUCAACCAAGGUGCCAAGCAGCAUAUACGAUAUGCUCAUAUGGUUUUGUAGUCUACCCUACAGUGCCGUCUAUCCAACGCUGUUACGUGACACUAUAAGCGACCUUGUUACUGACAAAUCUAAGCAAAAGCCACAGGCGCACGACGGGCUGGAGUUCACAUUCAUCGAUCCGGCGUCGCAAUCCCUAGCAGCCUACCCAGACAACAUACCGUACAGUGAAGUUGUCUCCGCACUCGCACAUCUUUGUUCCAAAUCCCACGACAUUCUCACCUGCAUCGUCGGCUACGGCGACGCAUACACCACCUACGGCAGCGACUAUUGCAAUAAUUCAUUUGGAUUUAAGUAUCCCUCCUCAGGGGAGGAUUGUUUGCAGAUGAUUACUGAUCUCCUUCGUCGGCUUCUCCAUUGUCUUCGGUAUCUGCAUAAACAGUGCGGCGUAACGGCCAAGCUCAACGGUUGGUCCGACUGCAUAUUCGGCAAGAACGUUAAGUCUGCCAAAUGGGAGUGCAAAGAUCACUCAACUGACGAACCUAAUUGCCAAGCAAACGACAAGGUAACGUGCCAACCAACUUGCCAAGCAAAAUCGCCCCUUCAGUCCUACCUAACUGAUUGCUUAUAUGGUCACUUGCCUCAUCAACUCACCAGUGUUGGAUGUAAAUCAACGUGUAAGUCAUGUCCUGGUGGCUCUCCCGGGAUGCCGUGUUUAACGCCUCUCGGGUUUAGGGCCUUUUCCGGCUCCACUCGCAAGGGUACGGACCUAUGCGAGGUGCUCGAUGCAUUCUUCUCUAACGAUUAUCUGUCAUCGCUGUUCACGCUAGCUCCGCGCCCGCCGGCAACGCUACCGGAGCAUAUCGGAUUUGCGUUGUCACUUGCAGCGGCGCUUAAUGAUCGGAAGCCAGUCACGAAGCCCGCUCAAGAAUCGUUCAGCGAUGCAUUCGAGAAGUCCAUCAAGGAAGCCACCAUCAGCCUUCAUGAUAAUCCCUCAAAUUAUACUGCCGCCGUUAAGAAUGCCUAUAAAAACACACAAAGUCACGACGGUCAUAGCCAUCCCCCAGCGACGGAGGCGGACGUAUACACGCUUAUGUUCCCAUCAACUUGUUUGCGUUCAAGCGACGACACGCUGUACUGCGCUCCAUACCUGUAUACCCUAGGCACGGAUACGCAUUAUUAUCUCGCCUACCAACAUUCAAAUCUCUAUCUGUCAUGGACGGUGUAUCUGCCCUGGACAUUUUAUUCAUACCUUAGAAGUCUACUUGAGGCCUUCAAAAAUGUUUCCUGCCAGGAAUGGGAGUGCAGCAGAUGUAUGCAUCGCGGAAAAUGCAAGAAGGGCCAGCAUGGUGUCGACUACAAUUGCCAGUGCAGAGGUAUAAUAGAGUGCCGUGGCGUAAGUAGCGCAUUCCAUAAAUACGGAUUCACAUUCGGCGACCCUGCAAUUCUGUCUGAGGUGGAAGGGAAACGAUAUUGCCACAACUUCUACAACCAACUCGUUAACGUCUUAAAAUCGAAUUGCUUUGCUAAGUUAUUUGAUAAAUGCGACGAAUUCCUGUGGAUCAUCCGACAACCGUUCACCUAUCUCGUCCUCGCGCUCUGGUCACUAUCCCUCUUGUACCUCAUCUGCGUAAUGGUUGGCAGACUGGAUGUGCUUCACAUACGCUCACACCUGAGAUCACCAUCAUCGCACAAGAUAACGGCGCAAUCAUUGUUGGCGGCAGCGCAAGUCGGAAGGCUUGCCAAGAUAUCGUAUCUACAACCGUAA
Molecule: messenger RNA, 5103 nt
Organism: Babesia bigemina
Lineage: Eukaryota; Apicomplexa; Aconoidasida; Piroplasmida; Babesiidae
Exons: 1
Coding region: 1-5103 (1700 amino acids)
Source: RefSeq, a predicted model, not a curated record